UCUUCACACCCCAUGAUGGAAAUAUCGCGAGAGGAUAUGUAGGAAGUUGUUGCCGCGUGUGUUUCAUGUUUGCAUUCAAUGCCCUUUUUUGCCUAAUGCAAUGACAUAGCAGGCGACUAUGGCGGGACAGCUGAAGAAGCAGUUAAAAGACGCAGUGAAGGUCAUCGGCUCAGGUAGCCUUCUGUUUGCCUCCUACCUCACUGCAGUUGGAGAUGAGCGUUUCUAUGCCAAUCAGCUGAUGCCCCUGCUGCAGAGGAUUGUGGGGGCAGAGACUGCACAUGUGUUGGCAGUGAAACUAAUCGGUCUGGGUCUGGUUCCUCUGAACCGCUACCAGGACCCUGCAUCAUUGGAAGUUAAAGUCCUGGGAUUAAAGUUCAAAAACCCUAUUGGGAUUGCGGCUGGCUUCGACAAAAACGGAGAGGCCAUAGACGGGUUGUACAAGAUGGGUUUUGGCUUUGUUGAAGUGGGUACGAUCACUCCUAAACCUCAAGAAGGGAACGCCAAACCACGUGUGUUUCGACUCACUACAGAUCAAGCAAUUGUUAACAGGUAUGGAUUCAACAGCUGUGGUUUGGCAGAAGCACAACAGAGGCUGAAGUCCAGGGCAGACACUCAGAAACAGCAAAGUAAAGCUGGCCUUCCCCUGGGCAUCAACCUAGGGAAGAACAAGCUGUCCCAGAACGCAGGGGCAGAUUACUUGGAGGGGGUAAGAGUUCUGGGCCCGCUGGCUGACUACCUGGUGGUUAACAUCAGCAGUCCUAAUACGCCAGGUCUCCGGGAUCUACAGGGCAAAGUUGAACUCCGCAAGCUCCUUCAUACGGUGUUGAAGGAGCGUGAUGCCCUGCAAGGACACAUACCCCCGGUCCUGGUGAAGAUUGCUCCUGACCUCACUGCCCAGGACAAACAAGACAUUGCUGAUGUUGUCACUGAGCUGGGAGUGGAUGGUUUAAUGGUGUCUAACACUACGGUGUCCAGACCAGAGACGCUUCAGGAUUUGCACAAGUCUGAGAUUGGUGGGCUGAGUGGCCUGCCUCUCAAAGACCUCUCUACUAACACUGUUAGAGAGAUGUACAACCUCACUAAAGGUAGAAUACUAAUUGUUGGAAUUGGUGGUGUAGCCAGUGGCCAAGAUGCUAUGGAUAAGAUCCGUGCCGGUGCAUCACUGGUUCAGCUUUACACAGCUUUGACCUACCAAGGUCCGCCCAUAGUGACGAAGAUAAAGCGAGAAUUGGAACAACUUCUUAAAGAACAAGGUUUUAGCAGUGUAUCAGAGGCAGUUGGAGCAGAUCACAGAGGAGCAGAUGGAUUGACUCAUGUGCAGAGUGCGCUGAAAGAGAUGGUAAAUGUUAACACAGACAAACCGCACCUGUAGCUGCCAUCUCCUCCAACCAAGCAACAUGAUCCUCAACUUUUCUUGAAAUGUAAUAAAGGGGGAGUAUUUGCGAUUGUCCAUCCGUCCGCCCGCCCUGAUUUCAGGGAUGAGAUAUGGUUCGAACUGUUUGCUGUUGA
Messenger RNA from Etheostoma cragini (Arkansas darter), 1509 nucleotides. RefSeq names its product dihydroorotate dehydrogenase (gene dhodh). The transcript has 9 exons. Gene Ontology annotation, molecular function: dihydroorotate dehydrogenase activity. Gene Ontology annotation, cellular component: cytoplasm; mitochondrial inner membrane. The coding region runs from base 119 to 1372 and encodes 417 amino acids. Lineage: Eukaryota; Metazoa; Chordata; Actinopteri; Perciformes; Percidae. Gene Ontology annotation, biological process: pyrimidine ribonucleotide biosynthetic process; 'de novo' pyrimidine nucleobase biosynthetic process. The record is from RefSeq and is a predicted model, not a curated record.